Messenger RNA from Bactrocera tryoni, 1565 nucleotides. It is a transcript of the gene RanBP3, whose product is annotated as ran-binding protein 3. The transcript has 6 exons. Bases 45 to 1352 code for a protein of 435 amino acids. Gene Ontology annotation, biological process: protein export from nucleus. The record is from RefSeq and is a predicted model, not a curated record. Lineage: Eukaryota; Metazoa; Arthropoda; Insecta; Diptera; Tephritidae. Gene Ontology annotation, cellular component: nuclear pore; cytoplasm. Gene Ontology annotation, molecular function: GTPase activator activity.
AAUUUUUUAAUAAAUUCUAUUAGCUUAAAAAGUAUACAAUAAAAAUGUCUGAGAAUAAUGAUACCUCCAACGAAUCAAACAGUCUUGGUAGCGAUUCAAUUCUGCAGUCAUCGAGGUUAACUGGCGGUGGUGUAAAUCCGGUUAUACGUUCGGGAGUAUUGCGACCGUCAGUACUUGGUCCGUCAGUUUUGGGUGCCGCAGCGCUGGGCAACAGCAACAACAAUUCGCUUGCCAAUGUGAAUGCAAAUUCGAUUUCCAAUUCAACAGCUACUAGUAAUAAUGGUGAUGACGAAGAGGACUCUGUAAGUAGCACAACCAAUCAUAAUCCUUUCAUGCGGGAACAGAAGGACGAUGAGGAGGAGGAGAGCACAGAAAAUGAUUCAAAUGCUGCAGAAGGAGCUGUAGGAGGCGAACCAGCCAAUGACAAGGCGACGGAGGAGAAGAAGUCGACAGACGAUGAUGAACCGGAUGAACGGUCAGAUCCUUUAAGCUUGCUUCGCAAAAAUGGUCUCGAGCGAUCAAAUCUUUUUGCCGCGGCCAAAAGUUCUAUGCCGCUGGUGGAAAAAUCAGGUUUUGUUUUUGGACAAAAUGUGCAUGAACGUGUUGUUGGUGAGAAUAUCAAUCCUGAUGGUGUACAGAAAGCAGACAAUUCCGAGGCCAGCUGUUCUACAACUGGAGAAUUGUUGUUUUCGAGUGUUAUACAAAAUGCAGCAAAGGCAGUGGAGUCUGACAAAGGUGCCACGCCAAAAGAGAAUGAAACAAAGACACUAACUGAUGUAGCGCGCGAAUACGAAGAAAGUCGUGCUCAAAAGCGCAAAUACGAGGAGGUGGAAACAUUCACAGGCGAAGAGAAUGAAAUAAACAUUGUCGAUGUAAAUUGUAAGUUAUUUGCCUUCGUCAACAGCAACUGGGAGGAGCGCGGGCGUGGCAGCCUUCGUUUGAAUGACUCUAAAAAUGAGCAAGAAUGCUCUCGUGUUGUGUUUCGUACAUCGGGCAAUCUGCGCCUUUUGCUUAAUACAAAAGUUUGGGCUGGUAUGGUGGCUCAACGUCCAAGCAACAAAUCACUGCGCCUUACUGCAAUGGACAAUACUGGUAAAAUCAAAAUAUUUUUAGUGAUGGGGCGUCCGGCGGACAUGACGCUACUGCAUAAAGAAUUAUUAGAGAGAAUUGAACUCCGAAAAAUAUCACAUCCAGAAGAAUGCCGUGCGCCGACAGAAACGAAAAAUGGAAUAGGAUCAACAGCCAAUCAUGAAGAGGAGGCAAAAGAAGCUGAAGCCACCGCUGUACCAGAUCACGAAGAUUGCACAGAGCCAAGUCCCAAAAAGCCAUUGGUUAAUGAGGGAAAGAACUAAUACACCGUUUUUAUAAAACAAAAAGAAAAGUAAUAUAAAUAAUAAACUCUUAAUUUAUAUUUUGGAAAAGAAAAAAAAUAUAAUAAGUAUUUGAAGAUUUGAAAAUUGAAUGCACACAACAUGGACUGCAUAAAUCCUGCUAAUGAAUUUUAAAAAACUCAAUAUGUCCAAAUUAAACGAAAAACUGAUAAAGUGACGGUUAUGGCUAAAUGC